UAAGAUUCGUGAGAAGCCUUGUGCACUGGUAGUAAGACAACCAUCAAGCACACAUCUAACAUAAAGGAAUAAAUUGGGAAUAGCAACCAAUUCAAAAUAAAAUUAAAAGCAUACCUCAUUAAUUACACUUUUUUAUAAUCUAGGCUAGAAAUGUUCCAUUAGCUACAGGGCAAACAGCAGUGAUUGUUAAGGUGCAUGACAAGAAGCGCUUAAACAUGACUGAUUAUUUACAGAUUCAGAUAACUAUAUUUUUCAGAAUUCCUGGUAUAAUAAGAUAGUUGAUAAGCUCUCAGUAGGAGAUAAAAGGGAGCCAUUAUGUAUAAGUGAGGAGGCAGCAGCCGCUUUCAAAGUAGAGCUUUCUUGCUAAUUUACUUAAUCGAGUUUAGCUGGCAUCAGCAUCAGUAGCAGUAAGCAGCAUAGUGAUACUUUGCUGUUAAUACAGUACACAAAUUAAUUUUGUACACUUUCUUUGUAUUUUGUUAAUACAUAGCCUGGCUCAUCCCACAUCUGUGAUGUUCUCCUUUUUGAUGAGAUCUGCAGAACAUAAUGAAUGAACUGAAUGCUUGGGGUCAGAGCCUCACAGCAAAUAUUAGUCAACCUUAUAUGCUUGGUCAUGGCCACAAGGUCUCCUACUAUACCUUUGAAAAUAUCAGAGGAUGCCGAUACAAUGUUUAACAGCAAUGUCUCUCCUACAUCUACUGCAGAUGGGGAUAACAUAUCAGGUGUGGCACUGGUUUCAGACUUCGAACUGAAUGACAGAAGACAUUCGGAAGGAGACAGUCGUUUAAGAGCGGCCAGUAGUGCUUCGAAACUGGAUUGCAGAGGCACCACAGUAGAUGACCUGCCAGAUGAACUGAUGCUGGAGAUUUUCUCAUAUGUGAGCUUCAGUGAAAACAUUAAAGUUUUACAGAAUGUGUGCACUCGCUGGAGGAUUCUGGCCCAGGACGCUCAUUUGUGGCUUCAUGAGAAGUACAUUGUCAGACAGGAAACGAGUGAAGAGGAGGCUAUUGCGACAUUUUCUGCAGUGCCACAGCUGCGGACUGUGAUCCUUGAAAAAGAAGUCUCACCUGGUGUCUUCCAGGCUCUGUCUAGAAGCUGCCCACACCUCACCACUCUCGAGAUUAACUAUUGGCAGAUGCUGACUUGCUUGGAAGCAGACAACCUCUUUGCUGGCUGUAGAAAGAUCCACACAUUGUCCAUUCCCGACAAGGGUAUCCGGGCAAACGUGAGAUUCUUGGACGCCGUGGCACGGCUGGCAGACCUGCGAGUGCUGCACAUACGAGAAACUGAAGAUGCAGAGAAGGUGAUUCCACUGCGCAUUAUAGCUGAUGGCUGCCCACAUUUAAGUGACUUGGGCUUGGGGGACGUUUUUGGCCUAUGCUACCAGUAUCAAGAUGCUGAGUAUUUCAUCAGUUCCCAUAAAUGUGUGCUCAAGAGCCUGCGUAUCAGGUGGACAUCAGUCAAAGGCAGGAGUAUAGUUCCGCUGCUACUUGUGUGUGCCGACGUGCUGGAGCACCUCGAGCUGAUAAACCACCACGAGAUCAGCGUCGAGGAGGCCACAAAAACUCUCACCGCCCUGGGGAAACUCCACAACCUGCGGCGUCUCCACUUCGGUGUCACUAAUCGGGAAGUCCAACACUUGGUUCCUGCUGUGUUUGAGAAUGGACGAUUGCAGAAACUACAGCACCUUCAGCUGAGUGACAUGGUGCAGGAUGAGAUGGUGCGCGCCGUGGCGCAGCACUGCCCGGACCUACGAGAACUUGAACUGCUCAGCUGUGCGGGACACACAGAUGCUCUUUUUGAGCCACUCCACCGACUUAAAAAGCUGGAAACAGAGCUGGAGAUUGACUACUGUGACGGAGACGAGGGCGUACUGGAGAGAAUCAGUGCCCAGAUGCCAGACCUGAGGGUGGAGGGCACACUCGGGGCACAAAUCACAGAUGAUAGUCACGAUGAAUACGAGUGACACCAUUUCCAGGGUCUGCACACAGUCGGCACAUGGAGCGGGAUAGCUAUGGGAUCGACACACUGACGGAAGUUGCACUCGUGUUCUAAAGACCCUGACUACAAAACUCAGCCACUGCCUCCAUUUCCUUACUGUCAGCUUCAACAGGGCAUUGGAUGCCCAAAAUAUGGAAAUGAGAAGAGGAAAACAACUGACAAUACGUGAACAAAGAUUUUAGUAAUUGCACAUGUCUCGAGUGUCUCAGUUUUGUUUUAAAUUAUUACAUUUAAUUAUUGAUGUAUGUUACUGGAAGGUCUGCUGAUACAAAUAAAAAUUAGUUUUUGUAAUAUUACGAAUGGCAUGCAAUGUUUUUAAUACUGUGUGGCUGAAAAUAUUUCUUUCCGUGAUUGCAGAUUCCAGUUUUUGGUAUGUAGUAGUGUCUGACUACAUAUGUUGGUUACGCUAAAAGAAAACUUGUGAUUUUUAUUAUUCCUUGUGCAUUUUGUUGUGAGGUGAUGUUACUCAAAGCAACAAAUGAUAUGAUAUGAAUUUAAUCGUAAAAGUUGAUGCCAGUGAUGUGCAGGUUUGUGUUUGUGGUACAGUUUGGUAGAGAAAAAAAGGUUUGGGUCCCUAUGAUGAAUGAAGGACCUCAAAGGAUUAACAAUCUUCAGUCCUGUCUCACCAUUGAAGCUGUAAUUUUUCCUAACUCAUAAAAUCCUGUAGUUUCCAGAACAGAUUUCUGCAAGAGUGCCUCGGCUUUUAUUUUAUUUUUUAUAAAUGGCUGUAGAUGAUGUAGUGCUCCAUCUCUAAUGAUCUUGUCCUCCUUAUCAUGAUGAACUGCUGUCAGUGUUUCUUCAGGCUUUCAGAAUAUCACUACAAUCUAGAUAAAGAUUUCCAAACUUUUCAGCCUCCAUUGCCAGUUCAGACUUCCCAUAACAACUAUUAAUUAUGUCUGCUUACUUCAGUUACCGUUGUAGUCGUGGGACUGAAGACUGGUUUUACACAGCCCUCCAAGUUAGUCUCUCCUGUGGUUUCCUCUUCAUAAAUGUAUGUGUGUACCCUACACCCCCUUGAAACUGUUAACUGUAGUCAAGCCUUGGUCUUAUUCUAGCUAUUAAUACAUUUCUAUUUUCCCAGAAAAGUUUUUAUUGCUGUUACUAGUCUGUGUUGUAUACUCUUUUUACUUCUGGCAGUGUCAGUUAUCUUGCUGGCCAAAUACCAAAAUUCACCUGCUGCAGGGUGACCAGUAGCAAAUGGAUCAUCUUCAAAUGAGCGGUAUGUUAAUAUUUAAGAAAAGAAAAAGCUUAUUUAUUCAAUAUCAGAAGUUAAUGUUUUUUUUAUUAUCUAUAUGGCCACUUAAAAAAAUGUCCAAGUGGCAGCCCUUCUCUUCAACACAAUUUUCAAGUCUCAACUAGAGGUUACUUAUAACUCAGGUAUUGGUCAAUAAAAUCCGUGCUGGCACCCGAACAAUUGUAAUAGUCGAUGCCGAGACACUCAGCCAGUUGUAUGAGUUUCAAAUUCUGGUGUUCCAGGAACGAAUAAACAUUUAUUAACCAAAUAAACACAGAAUAGAUAAUGGAUAAGACCUGAGGCUAGUUACCACUAGAGAAGAGUUUGACAAGAACUGUCUAUAACUGCCAACAAAUUAUCAUCAUAAAAUAUUCAUAAAAUGUCAAUGUACACAGAGAACAAAACAAAAUCCAGUGCCUGUCACAACUGGUGUAAACACAACAGCUGACAGUAAGUGACAAUCUCGGUCACUAAGUCAGCCCCUCAGCAGAAGUGGAGUGCUGUCAAAAAAUCUCGCUGGUAAAUGCACUCGGCAUAUGGAGUGUGUUCUGCAGUCAGGUAGCAGGUCUAGUGUGAGUGGAUGCUGUUACACUCAAAUAGUUGAACAGAAUGGGUAGUGCCUUGAAAGGAGGUUAUGAGAUGCAUACCAACAAAAGCAAAAUAAUAUUAAUAACUGGUGAUGCAGAAAGGAUGUACGUUUUUAGAACAGGCAGUAUUCAGGCUCAGGUAGUAGGAGAGUGGGACUGAUGUGGUCAUAUAUUUGGUAGCUCCUGCCAUUUUGUUUAGUUGGGUCACGGAGCUGCGGACUGUGCAGCAUCAUGUGUUUGCUUAUGAUAGUUUUGUGGGCAAUAAUGAGUCUACCAUUGCAGUUCAGCACGAGUUUUGUCACCAUUUCAAUCAUGCGAGACAUUGUGAUGUAACAAAAUAAAAGUGAUGUUGUUAUUCAAUUGAAAA
This is a messenger RNA of Schistocerca americana (American grasshopper), 4189 nucleotides long. RefSeq names its product F-box/LRR-repeat protein 17-like. Gene Ontology annotation, molecular function: protein binding. The record is from RefSeq and is a predicted model, not a curated record. The transcript has 7 exons. Bases 560 to 1966 code for a protein of 468 amino acids. Lineage: Eukaryota; Metazoa; Arthropoda; Insecta; Orthoptera; Acrididae.